AUGUUCACUAAGGAAGUAGCUAAGUUGAAAAAGAAAGAUAUCUGUCAAGACAGUUUUCCAUGUCUACCUGGAAUAGAAAAAUCUUGGGAGAACAUCCACUACAAAGUAGAUAUAUGGGGUAAAUAUCAGACACCUGGAAAUGUAUUUAGCCCAUUGGUCAGGGUUGAUGAUGAUAAUACAGAACCUCCUCUCCAAGGAAUAAAGACAGUAGACCAACUGUUUCGUUCCUCUGUUAAACGUUUUGGAACAACUAAAUGCUUUGGCACCAGAGAAGUGAGAGGAUCAGAGGAAGAAGUCCAAAAAGAUGGGAAAGUUUUCAAAAAGUUAAUCCUAGGAGAUUAUAAGUGGAUGACUUAUGAAGAAACUGACAAAAAGGUGGAGCUCAUAGGUAGAGGACUUAUGGCAGUAGGCCUUCGGCCCAGACAAAAUGUUGUUAUCUUUGCUGAAACACGUGUGGAAUGGAUGAUAACAGCACAGGCUUGCCUUCGCUUCAACAUUCCAGUUGUAACUUUAUACCCUACACUCGGAGAGGAUGGAAUUAUUCAUGGAGUUAAUGAAACGGAAGCCACACACAUCAUUACUUCUCAAGACUUACUGCACAGACUAAAGAAUGUUGUUGACGAAAUGCCAUCAGUUAAUCAUAUUAUCUACAUGGAAGCACUUGAGGAUCCAGAUCUGAAUGGCUUUCCAAGUUCAGUAGAUAUGCGACCUUUCUCGGAGAUUGAAGAGCUUGGCCAUAAAGCUGAUCCAGAACUAACAGGAGAAGUUCCUGGCCCAGAUGACAUUGCCAUUAUCAUGUACACAAGUGGUUCUACUGGAGUUCCUAAAGGUGUGAUGAUCACCCACAGUAAUGUUGUUGCCACUGCAAAUGGUUUUGCAACUGUGACAUCUGAAUUAUCAAACAAUGAACUCUUUAUGGCAUACCUCCCAUUAGCACAUGUAUUUGAGCUAGCUGCCGAGAAUUUUUUCUUGGCAAAGGGUGUUCCAAUAGGCUACUCUUCACCACAUACAAUGACAGAUAAAUCUACAGCAAUUAAAUCUGGAUGUAAAGGAGAUGCAUCACUUCUUAAACCGACCAUUAUAUUGGCUGUUCCUGUGAGUAAAAUAUUGACAUUUGGUUGUUCAGCCCACCUUCAGCGAAUAGAGAUCCCCACAAAGGUGAAACUUGUUACUGAGGAGUGGGUUCCAGAUACUGGUCUAGUCACUGCAGCUUUCAAGUUGCGUCGGAAAAUUAUUCAGAACUAUUAUAGAUGUGAUAUUGAAACUAUGUACGGUCGGAUCUCAAAUGGUAUUUCAAAAUCAGCAUAGAACGAAGUUUGAGUUUUGACUAGAUUUACAAGGAAAACGCAUGCUACUAACUGGCUUACUUGUACCAGUCUCAAUCCCUCUAAUUAAUGCAAAAUCAUGCAAGAUAUUUUUUUUUUCUUGUCAUUUGGGUGUCAUAACAAUAAUCAGGGCAGCUAGUUGUGUAUGUUUAGUUAAUAACUUGAAGUGCUUGAAUUAAUUGAGAAAAACUUAUUAAGACUAGGGGGAGGUAUUGGUAAUCUAACUUAAUAGUUAUAUAUACAUAUGUACGCAUGUAUAAAAAUGUGGUACGUUAAAUUUUGUGUGAUAUUUUGUCUGAUAAUAUAUUAGUUGGGGGAUUAAUUUAAUAAAGACAGAAAAUUGUUGGUUGCAGUUUAGGAAUGCAAGUUUUGAUAUUUAAUUUUUGUGGAUACUUAAUGGCAUACUUUAAAUUAGUAUUCCUGCAUAGAUGAUCUCAAGCAUAUAGAAAAGUUAUUUUAAUUGGAAAGUAAAAUUUCCAAGUAAUGUGUUACAUACUUCAGAUGUUAGGUUUAUUCAAUAGCUACUGAUAACACCUCUCUACAGAUCUUUUAUGUUUACUGACCAUAGAAGAUUUAUCAAUUCAAGGCAAAUUUUCAAGAACUAUCAUGGAUACCACAGCUAAUUAGGUUAGUUUUUCUGCAUUUGAAAUAAACUGGGUUAUGUACAUUUCGUUUCUCUCUCUCUCUCUCUGAAUCAACUUAUUUCCACAUGCAUAUUUGUUUUGUACUUGCUAUUCAGUAGGAUCAUAUCACAAGCUAGCAAGGUUUAAUGAAGGCGUGAUGACCUUAUUUUAAACUGCAGCUGUGUUAUUUGCACUUGGUACUCUUUCGUCAAAAUAAGUGACACCAUUACUACUGGUAAAGUAAUGCACUAGAGUAAAAUUCUCCAUUAUCUAAUAAGAAUAUGUGUCUCUAUUAUUGUGCAUCAUAAUUUUUAUUCAUUAAAAAUGUUUUUCAUUGGCUUAGAAAGUGUUAUUGAAAGUUGUGCCUUAAUAUUAAAAUGUAAGCUAUUGGCAGAACUUUUGUUUGUAUAAACAGCAAUCUUAUAACAUCUUGUAACUUAAUGAACAACUACAGAAGAUUUCUAUAUUGGUUAAUGCUUUGCACAUCAGUUUUUGUUAGAGAUACCAAGUACCAAUUUGUCAUUUAACACUUGCAGUACUAAUUUAGUUGAGUUUAAGUUUUCUUAGAGCAGUUAAAGAGAUUAAUUUUAAUAUUAUGGGUAAAAAAAAUUAUUACAACGCGAUAAGUUGUUUGAAAUAAAUUACAAUAGGUGAAUUAAAAUAUGAAGUUUCUACUUUUUCACUGCAUGGCGCUUAGUUUAUUUGGUAUGCUUCGUGUUAAUAAUAACAUGAUAAAGCUAACAUUCUUAGAAAGAGUUUUUCCAGAGUGUCUGCUUACUAAAAAGAAAUAAUAAGUUAUUCCAGAACUUUCCUUUUACCAGUUUAUUCACACUUUUGUUCAACUAAGAUCUAGUUGUACAUUUUCCAUCAAAAAGAGUUUAUACAUUCUAAAGAUUAUAGAUAUGAAAGAAAAAUUAGCGAGUUUGUUAUUAAAGGUGAGAGGUGAGGUAAUUCCUUUAAAUACUCUGUUUUACUUAACAUGUUAAGUUGGUAUUCUUACCAGGUAACAAUUGUUCAACUAUGUGUUCUCUGUAUUUGGACUCGCUUAUGAAAAAUGGCUAUAAUUUCAUUUCUUGAUGUUAAAUCACAAAAUGUUUUGUGUAGAAUGUGUAACUCCAUUUCCACAGUUAUAUUAUACACUUUUUCUCCAGUAUGUAUUUUUUUUCUAUAUUCAAACUGUUCCCUAUUGUGGACAUUGUAAAAAAAGACAUUGAUAUAAAAAGCACCAUUAAAAAAGUUCUUACUCCAUUGGUCAUUGUCAAGACAUCUGUUAGUGGUUGUACAAAUAAGGUGUUUAAAACUACAAUCUGGUGUAUACAGUAAUUAUGUCAAUGGAUUAAAGGUUUAACUUAA
Messenger RNA from Limulus polyphemus (Atlantic horseshoe crab), 3301 nucleotides. RefSeq names its product long-chain-fatty-acid--CoA ligase 3-like. Gene Ontology annotation, cellular component: endoplasmic reticulum; lipid droplet; plasma membrane. The record is from RefSeq and is a predicted model, not a curated record. NCBI's taxonomy places the organism in Eukaryota, Metazoa, Arthropoda, Merostomata, Xiphosura, Limulidae. Bases 1 to 1308 code for a protein of 435 amino acids. Gene Ontology annotation, biological process: neuron differentiation; long-chain fatty-acyl-CoA metabolic process; long-chain fatty acid metabolic process. The transcript has 11 exons. Gene Ontology annotation, molecular function: palmitoyl-CoA ligase activity.